Molecule: messenger RNA, 4219 nt
Organism: Oncorhynchus keta (chum salmon)
Lineage: Eukaryota; Metazoa; Chordata; Actinopteri; Salmoniformes; Salmonidae
Product: potassium channel subfamily K member 13-like
Exons: 4
Coding region: 430-1704 (424 amino acids)
Biological process (GO): stabilization of membrane potential; potassium ion transmembrane transport
Cellular component (GO): membrane
Molecular function (GO): potassium ion leak channel activity
Source: RefSeq, a predicted model, not a curated record
CACUGGGAAGCUGACCUCACCCUUCCCCGCACCUGCCUCGAGGAUAACCAGGACAUACACGAUGAAGGCUGUUCCAGACCGUUUGGGGAUCUUUUUCGGGAAUUGUUUUGCAUUACGCAUGCGAGAAUCAAUCAACUACAGUUCCCACUAGUUAUCGGCACUUCUACGGAAAUCUAUGACGCACAAGCAACUUUAAUAUUGAUAUUAUAUUUAUUUUGAAAUGUUUUCAUAAAACAUGCGGAUGGUAGGGUGUGAGCUGAGGUAACCUGGUAUCUUUGUCAAUUAAACAUUCCCAGCAGUUAUGGCACUUGUGUCUAAAUAUCGAACUAUACAUGCUGACUUAUCUGGAAGGCUUUCAUGUUAGCCUUUAUCUGAGAGGAUGCGGAGGAUCCUUCUCCCCGGGUCCUCGGUGUCCUCUCUGCCGCCGUAAUGGCUUGCCGGAGAGGCUGCUGCUUCGGCGCGAUGAACGAUGAUAACGCGCGGUUCCUAAUGCUAGCGGUGCUGAUCAUGCUGUAUCUGCUGUGCGGCGCGGCGGUGUUCUCCGCGUUGGAACAACCGAAGGAGCGGCAGGCCAAAGAGCUGUGGGCGCAGCGCUUCGAGAACUUCACCCAGAAGCACAACCUCACCCGGACCGAUUUGGAGACCUUUCUCCGGUUCUAUGAGGAGGCGAACGUCGCCGGUAUCCGCGUGGAUACACUCAGACCACGCUGGGAUUUUACCGGCGCUUUUUACUUCGUGGGGACCGUUGUGUCGACCAUAGGAUUUGGCAUGACCACCCCGGCCACGGUCAGCGGCAAAGUCUUCCUCAUCUUCUACGGCCUGAUCGGCUGCGCCUCUACCAUCCUCUUCUUCAACCUCUUCCUGGAGCGUAUCAUCACGGUGCUUGCCUUCGUCCUAAAGUCGUGCCACGGGCUGCAGCAUCAGCGCCAGGGCAUGGUGCCCCACGAUGGCAGCAGGGAGACGUCACUGCCAGGACCCAGAGAUAGAGACAGGGACAUUCUGGCUGGAUGGAAGCCUUCAGUGUACUAUGUGAUGCUGAUUCUCUGUGUGGCCGCUGUGGUGAUCUCCUGCUGUGCCUCGGCCAUGUACUCAGCGGUGGAGGGGUGGGGCUAUCUGGACUCGCUGUACUUCUGUUUUGUGGCGUUCAGCACCAUCGGGUUCGGGGACAUGGUGAGCAGCCAGAGGGUCGCGUACGAUGGGAACCAGACAGCCUACAGACUGGGGAACUUCCUGUUUAUAUUGAUGGGCGUCUGCUGUAUCUACUCGCUGUUCAACGUCAUAUCUAUCGUCAUCAAGCAGACUCUUAACUGGCUGCUGAGGAAGCUGGGCAUUCUCUGCUGCCGCUGCUGCUCCGCCGGGAUCGGGAAGAGACUCCGGCCUCGCCGGAACGCCGUGAUGCCCAGCAGCACUGGACACGGACACCCCCGGGCGCGGCGGACUGUCUCCAUAGAAACGGACGCGGUGAACGAGAGCGAGACGGAUGGAGGCCGGCGGUUGUCUGGGGAGAUGAUCUCCAUGAGGGACUUACUGGCGACCAAUAAGGUGAACCUGGCACUGAUGCAGAAGCAGCUGUCGGAGGCAGCAACCAAUGGGAUCCCUCGGCCGUCCGUUUCCAACCAAAACAGACUGAAUGGAUUUUCUGGAGGAGUGGGAGCGCUGGGCAUCAUGAACAACAGGCUGGCUGAGACCAGUGUCAACAGAUGACUAUUACAAUACUCAUCAUAAUAACUUUAUUUAUUUUCAGUACAAGUAACAAAGUGCUUCACAUCAUAAAAUAACCUAAUAAAAUAAAUAAAUAAUAAAAGUUCUAAAGAAAGAAACAAAAAGAGAGGAGGAAGAGGAAUAAAAACAAGACGAUUAUUAGUCAUCUUCGUGGUUGUCCUCUUUAGCUCAGUUGGCAUGGUGAUUGCAAUGUCAGGAUAUUGGGUUUGAUUCCCGGGACCACCCAUAUCUAAAAUAUAUGUUUUGGAAAUAUAUAUAUAUAUAUAUAUAUAUUCACACUGGAGAUCCACAAAGAUACCUAACACAUCAUACAGAGAUGUAUCAUCAUCAUUAAAACAGAAGUCAAACACCGUGAAAAUAUAUACGCUGCUACCACCCCCACCGCCGCCGUCGUCUCUCAAAACCAUGUGUUGACGUCUCAAGAACACGUGAUCCGAGAGACAAACUGGAAGUGCUCACUAAAGGAUGCGGCUUGGGUCCAAACGUUUAAGACAGGUCACAGUUGGAAAAGGUUUUGGAACGGAGCCAAUGAUGUCGUCCACUCUGGACAUGAUCCACAAAGAACUGACAUAAUAUAAACAUAACAUGCAACAAUUUCAACGAUUUUACUGAGUUACAGUUCAUAUGAAGGAAAUCAGUCCAUUUAAAUAAUUUACAUAAAUGUUCAGACCCAUUACUAUGAGACUCGAAAUUGAGCUCAGGUGCAUCCCGUUUCCAUUGAUCAUCCUUGAGAUGAUUGGAGUCCACCUGUGGUAAAUUCAAUUGAUUGGACAUGAUUUGGAAAGGCACACACCUGUCUAUAUAAGGUCCCACAGUUGACAAUGCAUGUCAGAGCAAAAACCAAGCCAUGAGGUCGAAGGAAUUGUCCGUAGAGCUCCGAGACAGGAUUCUGUCGAGGCAAAUAUCUGGGGAAGGGUACCAAAACAUUUCUGCAGUAUUGAAGGUCACCAAGAACACAGUAGACUCCAUCAUUCUUCCAUCAUUCUCCCCCGAUUGGCUGCCCGGCCAAUCGGGGGAGAAGGGCCUUGGUCAGGGAGGUGAUCAAGAAUCCGAUGGUCACUCUGACAGAGCUCCAGCGUUCCUCUGUGGAGAUGGGAGAACCUUCCAGAAAAACAACCAUCUGCAGCACUCCACCAAUCAGGCCUUUGUGGUAGAGUGGCCAGACAGAAACCACUCCUCAGUAAAAGGCACAUGACAGCCCGCUUGGAGUUUGCCAAAAGGCACAUAAAGACUCUCAGACCAUGAGAAACAACAUUCUCUGUUCUGAUAAAACCAAGAUUGAACUCUUUGGCCUGAAUGCCAAACGUCCUUGAUGAAAACCUGCUCCAGAGUGCUCAGGACAUCAGACUGGGGUGAAGGUUCUCCAGAAAGACAACGACCCUAAGCACACAGCCAGGACAACGAAGGAGUGGCUUCUGGACAAGUCUCUGAAUGUCCUUGAGUGGCCCAGCCAGAGCGCAGACUUGAACCCGAUCAAACAUCUCUGGAGAGACGUGAAAAUAGCUGUGCAGCAACGCUCCCCUUCAAACCUGACAGAGGUUGAGAGGAUCUACAGAGAAGAAUGGGAGAAACACCCCAAAUACAGGUGUGCCAAGCUUGUAGCUUCAUACCCUAGAAGACUCGAGGCUGUAAACGUUGCCAAAUAUGCUUCAAAGUACUGAGUAAAGGGUCUGAAUACUUAUGUAAGUGUAAUAUAAUUUUUUUAUUAAAAAAAAUAAAAAAAUAUUCUCCCCCUCAUCAGAUAUACACACAAAACCCCAUAAUGACAAAGCAACAUUUGAUCAAUUUUAUAAUAACCUUUAACCUAACAAAAAUUUGGAAAAAGUCAAGGGGUCUGAAUACUUUCCUGUACUUAUUUGAAAUGCACCCAGCGCACCUUUUAUAGAAGAGUUCAAAGCGAGACACUUCCAAAUGUUCCAGGAACAACAGCUAUUAAAGUAGCUCAUAUGCAGGCAUAUAAACACUUGUCCUUGGGGGGAAUCAUUACCCAAGAGCCCGCAGCAUAAUGUGAAGGUAGAACUUUAUACACUUGUGGUGCUAAUCAGACAGCUGUUGUUUUGGUAGCCGGAGAACUGAUGCGUGCCUGUGUGUGUUUUUGUCUGCAUGUGCGUGUGGUCUGGAGCGGGGACACAGAGGAGUCACCAGCGAGGACACAGAGGAGUCACCACACCUGAAUAAUGGAUGAUGCACGGCAUCAAAAGACCCCCCCCCCCUUUAUCCCGUCGGGCAACGCUUUGCACGUUAAAUCAGGGGACUGUCGAGUGACAUUACACGCAACGUCGGUGAAACUGUCCAGUGUAAUGUUCAAAAACCUUGUUUUACAUAAAAGGUCAACUCAGAAAGGGUUUAAGAUCGGGUCUUCCCAUCGCUCUCCAAGCAGUCCCUUUUCUGAUGUAGGCCUACCUGUGCAUCAGAGGCACAGACUUCCUGUUCUGAUGUAUGCCUACCUGUGUAUCAGAGGCACAGACUUCCUGUUCUGGUGUAUGCCUAUACUGAU